AUGACUGACGAUGCACUUUCUUUGUCAUUCCAGGCCGCCAAGAAGGCCGCGUUGAAGGGUGCCAAGGGUACAAAGGUCGCCAAGAUCCGCACUUCGGUCACUUUCCACCGGUCAGUCUACAACUCGACUCGCCUGUCUCGCGGCGCAGGGCAAUGGUCGUGCGCAGCCAGCAGCUGAGCAGCCUCGCUGACCCUACGACCCCUCCUCCCUCCUUCCCACUCGACAUCGUUUCUGGAAUGACCACGCUGCAACAGACCCAAGACCCUGGCUCUCCCCCGUGCGCCCAAGUACCAGCGCAAGUCGGUGCACCAUGUGCCCCGGAUGGACGCCUACCGCACGAUCGUGCACCCCCUCAACACCGAGUCCGCGAUGAAGAAGAUCGAGGACAACAACACAUUGGUCUUCAUCGUCGACGUCAAGGCCAACAAGCGACAGAUCUCGGACGCCGUCAAGAAGCUGUACGACGUCAAGGCCGAGAAGAUCAACACCCUCAUUCGGUGCGUGUUCAUCUCCGUAUGGGGUUGCGAGUCAGUGGAGCGAUCGAAGCUGACGAAUCUGUUGCGUUUACAGCCCUGAUGGCCGAAAGAAGGCUUUCGUUCGCUUGGAGAAGGGUGUCGAUGCUUUGGACGUUGCCAACAAGGUCAGUCCUUACACCUCACUCAGGACUCCACUUUUUACGUCCCCACCGACACAGCUUCAUCGCGACUCUACAGAUCGGCUUCAUUUAA
Messenger RNA from Microbotryum saponariae, 728 nucleotides. Lineage: Eukaryota; Fungi; Basidiomycota; Microbotryomycetes; Microbotryales; Microbotryaceae. The record is from the annotation of a GenBank genome assembly.